Tetranychus urticae (two-spotted spider mite) is the source of this 1473-nucleotide messenger RNA. RefSeq names its product cell cycle control protein 50A (gene CDC50). The record is from RefSeq and is a predicted model, not a curated record. Lineage: Eukaryota; Metazoa; Arthropoda; Arachnida; Trombidiformes; Tetranychidae. Gene Ontology annotation, cellular component: plasma membrane; endoplasmic reticulum; Golgi apparatus.
GAAGAAUAAACAACAACAUUGCGCAGUCAGCUGAUGGGAAUGUCAAUUUGAAGAAUCAAGUUUUCAAUUACAUUCGUUAAAUUUCCAAAUAAUGGCCAAUAUUAUUGAGGAAACCAACCCGCAACGUAAUCGUCCUUCCAGUAGUGCAUUCAAACAACAAAAAUUACCUGCUUGGCAACCCAUUUUGACAGCUGGAACUGUCUUGCCUACUUUUUUGCUAAUUGGAAUUACCUUUGUUCCAAUUGGAAUCGGCCUAUUACUUUCUUCAAAUGAAGUUCAAGAAACUGUUCUUGACUAUACACACUGUAAAAAUGAUAAAGGUGAAACCUGUGCUUCCAAGCCUUACAAUGAAACCACAUUAGAUAAACCUUGUGAAUGUAAUAUAAAAUUCAGGCUCCCUAAGAGUUACAAUCGAGACGUGUUUAUUUACUAUGGCCUGACCAAUUAUUACCAAAACCAUCGAAGAUACGUCAAAUCAAGAGAUGAUCGGCAAUUGCUGGGAAUUAAAGAUGCCUUAUCAUCUGAUUGUGAACCAUUCAAAGAAUAUGGUGGUAAACCUAUUGCUCCAUGUGGUGCAAUAGCAAAUUCUCUGUUUAACGAUACUUUUGAGAUGUUCCAUUAUUAUGGGGCAAAAUAUAAUGGAGUACCAGUUAUCGAAACUGGUAUUGCUUGGGCAACCGAUAAGAAUAUUAAAUUCCGCAAUCCUUCUGGUGCAAUCAAUGGUACCGAUGCAUUCAAAGGCUAUACUCAUCCACCCAACUGGCAGAAAAAUGUCUGGGAAUUAGACACGAAAAAUCCUGAUAACAAUGGCUACCUCAAUGAACAUUUAAUAGUCUGGAUGCGCACAGCAGCUCUUCCUACAUUCCGAAAACUUUGGGGUAGAGUCAAUCAUACAAUCGCACCAUAUCAUGAUGGCUUACCUGAAGCAGAUUAUAAAAUUAAAAUAAAGUAUUUUUAUCCUGUUACUUCAUUCAAGGGGACCAAAAGGAUCAUCAUUUCUAACACUUCAUGGCUUGGUGGCAAGAACCCAUUCUUGGGUAUAGCAUACAUUGCUGUUGGCUGUAUUUGUUUGGCUCUAUCUGGAUUCUUUUUCUUCAUCCACCGCAAAUAUGGACGAAGUGUAAACGAUAUAAUUAAUGUUUCUCAAAGAUCUCCUUACUUGAAUUCAUGAGGAUUUUCAUUUACACCAUAUCCAGUAUUUAUGCAGAAGCCGCUUAAUAAGAAUGCACUGGUGCCUCAAAUUACCCAUCAAAUUUAUUAUCAAUUAGUAAAUUUUUAGUAAAUAUUUAAAAAAUUUAAAAUAAAAUGUUAUUGUAGUAAAUCUAGUUAAUCGAUAUCCAGUCUUGGAAUUUCCCGAAAGUGUUUUCCUCGCUGAACAUAACGUACAAAAAGCCGUCGUCAUCCUGAUGCCUGAACCACAGUUCACCGACCAAUGCACUAUAAGAUAAUAAACACAAAAUUAAUUAAAACACA